AUGGUGGCUGGAAACGGAGAGAAGGACGUGGGCGUACAGGCUGAGCCGCUGAAGCUCCUCACGUCGGCACGUGACCAAUCCCUCCACGUCGCCUCUGGCGGGCCCUACGUUGCGCGCCUCAAUCCUCCGUCUUUCCUCCACUCCCACGACGCCCAACUUGACUACUACGGGAAACGCCUUGCGACCUGCUCCUCCGACAGGACGGUGAAGAUCUUUGAGGUUGUCGAUGGCGAGACGCAGCGGUCGAAUGGGCACACAUUGAAGGGGCACACCGGCCCUGUUUGGCAAGUGGCUUGGGCACAUCCCAAGUUCGGCCAGAUCCUUGCGUCUUGUUCUUACGACGGCAAGGUCAUCAUUUGGAAAGAGCAACAGGGCCAGGGUGCAGGCGCGGCAGGGUGGUCCAAGAUCAAGGAGCACACUCUUCACAAGGCCUCUGUCAACUCCGUGUCAUGGGCGCCGCACGAGCUCGGUGCCAUCCUCGCAUGUGCCUCCUCAGACGGCACCAUCUCCGUCCUCACCUUCAAAAACGACGGGACCUGGGGCGCCGACGUCUUCGAGGGCCACGCCAUCGGCUGCAACGCCGUCUCCUGGGCGCCCGCCAUCCAACCCGGCUCACUCCUCGUCCCCCAGCCCGCGACGCUCCCCGGGCAGGCCCCGGCCGCGCUCCCGAGCGCGAAACGCUUCGCUUCCGCCGGGUGCGAUAACCUUGUCAAGAUCUGGGGCUUCCGCGACGACAGCCAGUCGUGGGAGGCGGAGGAGGUCCUCGACGGUCACGCCGACUGGGUCCGCGACGUCGCCUGGGCCCCAAACAUCGGCCUCCCCCGGAGCUACAUCGCGACCGCGUCCCAGGACAAGACGGUGCUGAUCUGGACCAAGGACGGGCCCGCCGCGCCGUGGACGAAGACGGUGCUCGACCCCGCAGCCGCGUCGGUGUCGCCCGCGGCGGCGGCGGCGCCCGCGCCCGCAGGCAAGUUCCCGGACGUCGUCUGGCGCGUGUCGUGGUCCCUCGCGGGCAACAUCCUCGCGGUCUCGUGUGGGGACGGGAAGGUGACGUUGUGGAAGGAGAACCUGAAGGGGGUCUGGGAGUGCGUGAGCGACAUGACGAGCUAG
Messenger RNA from Epithele typhae, 1110 nucleotides. RefSeq names its product vesicle budding-like protein. The transcript has 5 exons. NCBI's taxonomy places the organism in Eukaryota, Fungi, Basidiomycota, Agaricomycetes, Polyporales, Epitheliaceae. The record is from RefSeq and is a predicted model, not a curated record. Gene Ontology annotation, molecular function: structural molecule activity; protein binding. The coding region runs from base 1 to 1110 and encodes 369 amino acids. Gene Ontology annotation, biological process: positive regulation of TOR signaling; COPII-coated vesicle budding; protein import into nucleus. Gene Ontology annotation, cellular component: COPII vesicle coat; nuclear pore outer ring.